AGUUUCCAAGUUGUAUCCGUCUCAAGGGGUGUGUCGGGGCCUGAGCGAGUAUAUAAGGAACUCUAAGGAGCAGUCUGUUUGGCCAUCAACUCUUCUUGCAAAUUUGUUUUCCUCAACUUAGGCUAUUAAACACUAUACACAUGAUUAGUACAUUAAAAAAUUAAAGCUUUGUUAUUAACUGAUUGGUAAUUCAUCUUAAACUGUAAUAUCUUGAAUAAUAGAUAAAUCUAAAUUUUGACUGACAUUUUUUUAAGCGUAUUUGGUUUGAGUUUACAAACAGUGCAAUGUCUUUCAACGUAUGGUGUUUGUGUUUGUUCAUUUCAUUAAGUUCAUGCACAACAAAAGCGUGUACUCCACUUGACCAGGGUCCAUUUCUAGACACUUUACCUACACUACAGUUCGAAUUUGAUGAAACCAAUACGACAGAACCUCAACCACCAUUGCCAGUGAGUUCAAAUCCUUACUACUCUGAAGUACGUGUUUCCGGUGACAACAUCAGUCUGUCUGUCCAAUCUGACGCCAGCAGUAUCAUUGAUAUCUCUGAAUAUUUCCAGUUCGUGGCAGCAGACGGGAAGAACUACAUGAAACUGAUCAAACCAAUUGACAGAGAUGGCCUUACAGCAUCGCCUGAUGACGAUAUCAGCUUUUUGACCUUCACCUUAAUCUGCACAUCCCCAACAGUGAACAAUACGUUUGACGCUCGUGUUGUGAUUAAUGACGUCAAUGACAACCCGCCAGAAUUUAUUGGAGGUAACACUGUCAACCAGGUCUCCAUUCCGGAAGCUACUGCUGUUGGUACUGUAAUAUAUCAAGCUAGUGCCACUGACUUGGACGCAAAUCUAGAGGCUAACUUGACCUACACAUUGGUGACUAUUACAACUAAGUUUGUCCUUGACCCACUUACUGGUGCUGUGAGUGUGGCACAAGACCUUGACUAUGAGAGCAUGGUGCCUGACAAGUUCUAUGUGUUAGUCCUGACAGUUAAGGAUGGUGGCCCCAAGGUAUUUCGUACAGCUACUACAACCCUACAGGUCAACAUAACUGACUCCGAUGACCAGGAUCCAGCUUAUGACUACCCCGGAUGUUUCAAAGACGCAGGAGUUUGUGCCUGGCCCAAAUAUACCACUGGGCGACAGCUUAGAAUGAAUGCAAGCAUUCAAGUGUUCCCAGUACCAAACACUAUUUCAUCCAGUGUACAAAUUGUAGCAUACGACCUUGACAUUGGCAUUGGCAACGAAAUCAAAUUCUCCAUUUCAUCAACGAUACCGAAAGGUGAAGAGAACAACUUCCAGGUGGAUACAACAAGAAAUGGCAGCAAAUACAUGGCCACUAUCAGAUCCUUAGUUGACAUGGAGGUCUCUGAGGGGCUGCAACUAUUUUUAAAGGCCGAAGAGAAUUCAAUUAAUAAAGGGCACACAGUUGCAAUGAUCCUUUUCACGGGAGACAAAUCUUCCACUUCAAAUUUUACAAUGUCGUCACAAGCAUGUCAGCCUUUAGAUGAGGGACCAUACCUUGGUACUCACCCUAUUCUAAAUCUAGCAGUCGAUGAAGCCACCACACAAGAUAUUCAGGCUGCGAUGUCGUCUGGUUCAAUGAAGUAUUUCUCUGAGCUCCGUAUUGCUGGAAACUUUGCUCUCCGAGAGUUCACACUGACAGCAGACUAUGACAUCAAUGACCCAUUCUACUACUUUGAAGUGGUCACGCAGAACGGAGUGAAUUACAUGAGACUGACCAAACCAGUGGACAGAGAUGGUGUGUCUGAUAACAUUGAUGAACAGGUCAGCUAUAUCCCCUUUACUCUUAUCUGCACGCCUGCCAACCAGUCAUUGAGUCAAGUGGCCUACGAUGUGCACAUCUUUAUCCAAGAUGUCAAUGACAACACCCCGAGGUUCCUGAACACUGACAACCAAGUAUCGAUCCCAGAGACCACUCUGGUUGGAGCGAAGAUUUACACUGCAUCAGCUGUCGAUGACGAUGAAAAUAUGGAUGGAAAUCUAACGUUUUCCUUGGAGACCUCAAACGUUCCUUUCAUUAUAGACCCAUUAACUGGUGACGUCCUAGUAAACAGAUCGAUUGAUUACGAAAGCAUGCGAGACCAGAAAUAUUUUAACCUGACGCUGAGAAUUGAGGAUGCUGGACCAGGAACACUACGGACAGCCACCAUGAUGCUUCAGGUUCACGUGAUGGACGCUGACGACAACGAUCCGGCAUUUGUCUACUCCGGAUGUUUCGCCCACAACAACAUCUGCGCAUGGCCGAAAUACACUGGUGCUCUUCAACUGAAGAAGAACGAUGUGAUCAAAGUGUACCCAGUACCAAAUAAAGUCAAUGGCUAUGUCUCAAUCAAUGCUGUCGAUGGUGACGCUGACAUUGGCAACGAGAUCGUCUUUUCCAUAGCCUCCACUAUUCCACCUGGCCAAGAAAGUAAUUUUAAAGUAGAGACUGUGAAAUCCGCAGUCGGCAAAGAAUACACAGCUAACGUCAUCUCACUUGUGGAUCAGAACCUGUCCGAGGGUUUUGAAAUAUUUCUAAAGGCUGAAGAGAAAUCAGAAAACAAAAGAUAUGUUAUCGCCAUGAUCUUGUUUACUGCAACAGCAGGGGCUACAUCAGCACAACAACAGCAACAAGACAGCAGCAGCAGCAACAGUACACGAGUUGAAGACUACAGCAGCCUUGAGAUCGCCCUGAUCAUUGUAGUAUCUAUCUUGGCCGCCUUCUUGUUCAGUAUGAUAGUGGGAGUUGUCAUCUUCAGCUGUCUACGCAGAAAGUCCAGCGACAGGGAAAGCUUUUCUACCAGUAUGUAAGCAAACGGCAGGCAGUAAUGUCAUAGCAACACGGACCAAGCUAAUGUGAUACAAUGCUAAAUGUUGAAGAUCUGAAAUUCUUUCGAUGCAGUUUACACAUUGAUUUGUGUCUAUUCUUAGAUUAAAACUUAGCAACUUACAAGAUCUUCCAACAAUUCUCCGCACUCCCCAUGACGUCACGGAGUAGGUAUACAUGUAAAUAUCUUGCCUGAUCUGUAAAACGAACUUCCCUAUUUCUAGACCAUCUCCAUGGUUUUAGGUUUCACGAUAAAUUGUAUUUGAUUAACUAUUUUAAUUAUAUGCCGAAUUGUUGUUGUUGUUUUUUUUUUGUGUAUAUUUAUAUUUUAUACAAUUAUGACCGUGACUAUCUACGUGUUUCUCAUAGAUUGUACUAGUUGAUAGGAAGCUGGUUUUAUAAAUAUGCAUAUUUACACGUGUUGAAAUUGUUAAUGGGAAAUUUAAAAAAAUGUUUAAGUAAUUUUUAUAUCUAAAUAUAAAGACCAAAGUAAAUUUUUAUCUGACUAAUCAAUUUAUUUUUUUAAACGGCUUUAUUUUUUUUAUUUCCUUAUUUUGUCCUAGGGUUGAGAGUUUUUAUUAUUGAUGUGCCAAAGUAUAAGAUGUGUUUGUGGGUGUAUUAGAUGUGUUUGUGGGUGUAUAGGAUGUGUUUGUGGGUGUAUUAGAUGUGUUUGUGGGUGUAUUAGAUGUGUUUGUGGGUGUAUUAGAUGGGUUGAAUGGUUAAAUUGUGGAACUGCGUGUGACUCGAACUGUUCCCAUUGAGGAUGUUUAUCAUAUAUACUGUAUACUUGACCUAGUCUACAACUGACCUGGACAAGAUGUAUAUGUCAAAAUAAAAGGGGGAGGGGUGGAGAAAGUAACGAUCACUUGUCUCAAUAGGCUACAGCUGGUGAGCUGUACAGCUGUUUAAUGUAAAGAAGGGAGGGGGCUCAUUUGUAGUUAGACUUUUUGCAGACGUAUGGUAUCAAGGCAACCAGAAUUUAAAAAAAAAAGAAGUUUAUGCUUUAUGAUGCACUUCCAGGGCCGGCCUUAGGCAAAGACAAACUUGGGCAUCCUAUUGAUGGUGGGGCCUCGCACAGGGCUUUAAAAAAUGUAGAGAAAAAAUUGCGAAACUUGGAUCAGAUCUCAUAGUAGAACACUGACUCUUAGAACACUGACUCUUAGAACACUGACUCUUAGAACACUGACUCUAUGUUUACAAGUCUUAGAACACUGACUCUAUGUUUACAAGUCUAACUCUGUAUCUACUGACUGUAAUUGCGAUAGAUCAUUUCAAUUAUUUGUCCACUUAGACACAUGCAGGUUUAUAAUAAAUAGUGUAAUUUUAGUUUUUCACUUCUUCGUUUUAAUUUUUGUAAAUUUCAUUUAGGGCAACCAAAAUCACUGCACCUAGAGCCUCCUAGUAUCCAAAGCCGGCCCUGGCACUUCCUUUGAAAAUUGAAAAAAAAAUGACUCCGUUAAAAUAUAUUUUUUAAAAAAAAACUUCUACAUGUCUGAACCAAUCACAUCCUCAAACAAUCCCCUUUUUAAUUUAAAUCGUAAGACCGUUUAUUUUAACAGUGACAGAGCAUUGAAAAAUUUGCGCGCGGUCAUUUACACAUUUGAAAUGAAUCUGUGGUCAGUUUAAAAAGAGUUUAUUAGACUCAUUUUAUUUAGGGCAUAAUAGCCGCAAAAUGUUUACAAACUGUAUUCGUAAAUUCGUAAAUUUCAAUGAUGAUGUAAGGAAUAAUGAAAGGGAGAUAUUACUUAAUUUGGUCAAGAUUUGUUUAUUUCAAUUAAGACAUCAUUAAAUCUGCUUGUCUAAUCUAAUGUCUUAUAAUGUGUGUCUUCCAUCUGUCUUGCGUCCUGUGUCUUGUAUUCUACAUAUAGACUAUAAAUAUAGCCCAUUGUUUCAACAAUAGAAUAGUUUAUUUCAUAAGUAUUUUUACUUUUGUAUCAUUGAUUGUUCUAUUAACGCAGUGUCUAUAAACACGACUGUUCUAUUAACGCAGUGUCUAUAAACACGACUGUUCAUCCGUUGUUUAAGGCGCUUUCAUUUAUUGUAUUUUCUUCCACUUUGUUUGAAAUUUGCAAAAGUAAAAAAUAAAAUUAUUUUGUACAGUU
Molecule: messenger RNA, 4922 nt
Organism: Biomphalaria glabrata
Lineage: Eukaryota; Metazoa; Mollusca; Gastropoda; Planorbidae
Product: protocadherin-23-like
Exons: 25
Coding region: 285-2804 (839 amino acids)
Biological process (GO): homophilic cell-cell adhesion
Cellular component (GO): plasma membrane
Molecular function (GO): calcium ion binding
Source: RefSeq, a predicted model, not a curated record